AUGAACCGAUUUGAAACUGUGUCACAAGAGGAAAACAUGGAUUGGUCGAAGAUGGUAAAGAAUAAAAGGAAAAGUUCGGAUAAUGAAGAGAUUAAAAACUAUAAGAAAUCGGGAAAGGAAGUUUCAGAAGUACAUCAUAAGGUAACUAAUUCAGCGGAACCAAUAAAAGUAAAAAAAACCACGUCCCAAAUUAUCAAAAAUUUUCAAGAAGACAAUAAAGGCCCAUUCACAGUAUGGAUUCAAUCUAAGGCAAUUGAGAGCAAUGAGAAAACAUACUAUCCACAAGUAAGCCAAUAUAAAGUAGGUAAACUGUUUUGCAAAAAAUUCAAUAGCAUAGAUUAUGUCUGUAACAAAACUAGAUCUCGGGUAGAAAUUAACUUCAAAAACAUACACGAGGCAAAUCAAUUAUUAGACGACCCAUUAUUAGAAGCAAAUAAAUUGAAAGCUUUCAUCCCGAGCUUUAGAUUAAUAAGAAGAGGCAUCAUUAAAGGCGUAGACGAGGAUAUUUCAGAAGAGGAGAUGCUGGAGGAAAUGGAGUCACAUCAGCGUAUACUGGGAAUAAGAAGACUAAAUAGGAGAAACCGAGAUCCUAACAGACAGGAAAACGACCCGAAAUGGGUACCAAGUAAAUCAGUAAUAAUUACAUUCUCAGGCCAAAACUUGCCCAGUGAAGUACGGCUAUAUAAAAUUAAGAUUGAGGUAGAUCCUUAUAUGACAUUACCCAUUGUCUGCUACAACUGCUUCAAGCUAGGUCAUACAAGUUUGAAUUGCAGAAAUGAGACAAAAUGCAGCAUGUGUGGUGAAAAUAAACACCAAGAGAGUUGCGGAACAAGUUGCCCUAAAUGCUCUAACUGCAAGGGGGAACAUAUCGCCACUGACAGAAAUUGUCCAAUAUACCGGAUGGAAUAUGAAGUCAAAAGACUGAUGGCGUACGAAAAUUUAGCCAUGGGAGAUGCUAGGAAACUAGUUUUUCAUCCCCCCCCAAAGAAAAGGCUUAAACCUGGACCUGAGGAAUUUCCAAAUCUCCUAAGCACAGCAUAUACAACAUACAGUGAAGUAGUUAAAGAUAGAAGGUCUUUACCUACAGUACCCAGGAAACCCCAGGAAAAACCAAACAACUUUUAUAAAGCCCAAAUGGAAAAUUGUGAAAAUUUUAUUGGAAGCCGAGAAUCCAUCAACUCAGCAAAUGGAGUAGCGAUGGGUCAAGGUAGCAGCGGUAAGAAGACUAUCCAAACGAACAAAGAUCAAUCAAACAAGACAAAUAAGUCAGCAAAAACGGAAGACCAUUUACAACUCAUACAAAAUGUCCGUGGCCAGCGAGUCAUCCUCAAGGACUUAUCAAAUAAACCAGAAUACACGAUGAUGAAGAAAGAAGUGCAAGUUAAGGUUACACCUCCAAAUAAUUUCCUAAAGACGAUAAGAACCUACCAAAAAUCAGCAAAAGUAACAGAACUGAAUAACAAUUCGAAAUAA
Messenger RNA from Nylanderia fulva, 1473 nucleotides. The record is from RefSeq and is a predicted model, not a curated record. Lineage: Eukaryota; Metazoa; Arthropoda; Insecta; Hymenoptera; Formicidae.